Beta vulgaris subsp. vulgaris (sugar beet) is the source of this 363-nucleotide messenger RNA. The record is from the annotation of a RefSeq genome assembly. Lineage: Eukaryota; Viridiplantae; Streptophyta; Magnoliopsida; Caryophyllales; Amaranthaceae.
AUGAUCGGCAAGAAAAUUGGCUCUUUUAUUCAGUUGGAUAAAUGGGAUUCUAUGGAGAUUGAUAAAUCUCUGCGGAUUAGGGUUUUAAUCGACGCUCGGAAACCAUUAACUCAAAAAAUCAAGUUGAAGAUGAGAGGCGGGCAAGAAUAUUUUGCUGAGGUCAAAUAUGAAAAACUCCCCUUAUUCUGCUAUUAUUGUGGUAAAUUGGGACAUGGUACCAAAGAUUGUGAUGAGUUUUUUGGAGAAGAGUCACCGCAGAAGAAAUAUGGUGAAUGGUUGAAGGCCUCACCAUGGAAAUUUAGAAAUGAAGGGGAUAAACAAGAGCCAAAGGGCCAAGAAAAGAGCUGUGCUAGAAAACUAUGA